Daucus carota subsp. sativus is the source of this 1542-nucleotide messenger RNA. RefSeq names its product myb family transcription factor MOF1. The coding region runs from base 377 to 1378 and encodes 333 amino acids. The record is from RefSeq and is a predicted model, not a curated record. Gene Ontology annotation, molecular function: DNA-binding transcription factor activity; DNA binding. The transcript has 6 exons. Lineage: Eukaryota; Viridiplantae; Streptophyta; Magnoliopsida; Apiales; Apiaceae.
UAUUUGGUGCACUUGAUUCGGUUGGCGAAAAAUUAAGAAAAAUCAGAAAACUCGUGAUGAAAUUUUCUCGUUUCGAAUUUAUUUGUGUUGCAGAAAAGCAGCAGGUGCUCAGAAUAUAGGCAGGGGAUAAUAGCAACAACAAACAGAGAAAGUGGAUCAUUUUUUCAGAUAAAUAAAACACCUCUCCUUUCUCUGUUUGUCAAAGAGAAUUAACAGACUCCUUCUCUACUUUAUUCUCCGUCCCUUCCUUUUCCUCUUCUUUUAUAUCCCCUCUUCCUUGUCUCUUUCUACCCAUUUCACACUGUUGCUUUAUACACCCCCAUUGGCGAGAGAGAGAGAGAGAGAGGGACGGGGGAGAGAGAGAGAGAGAUCAAGAAUGAGUUCUUGUGGAAGAAAUGGUGCGGUGAGACCAUACAUAAGGUCAAAAGUGCCUCGCUUGAGAUGGACUCCUGAUCUUCACCACUGCUUUCUUCAAGCCAUUCAAAGGCUUGGAGGCCAAGAAAAGGCUACUCCAAAGCUUGUUCUUCAGAUGAUGGAUGUAAGAGGACUCACUAUUUCACAUGUCAAAAGCCAUCUCCAGAUGUAUAGGAGCAUGAAGAGUGAUGAUGGCAUCAACAAAGAUGAAAGUUUGAUUCAUCAAAGAAGAAAACAAUCUCUUGAGGAUCAUUAUGAUGGCUAUAUUGAUCAAGAAGCAACUGGGUCUGAUCAGUAUGCUUCAUUGCUGCUAACAAACCUCAGUACUGAGGAAUCAGAUUCUAAAGAUCAAAUCUUUUUCAUGAGUCCUAAAGCCCCACAAACAAAAAGAGCAAGAAUUGAUGCAAUGAGUUGUAACUCAGCAGAUCAGAGCCUGCAACAUUGCAGCCAAAGAAUAAGUGAGACACUACUCACAAGAGAUCAGUACUAUUUUGAUGAUUAUAUGCAGCUGGCUGGAGAAAAAAGUGAGGUAAACAAGGAAGGUUUAUUAAGUUUUUACAGAAGCCAAGCAGCUCCAAUGGCCACAGCUUUCUCUCUGCCACAUGACCUCUUUAACAACAUCAGUCCCUUUGCAAACCAUGCAAAUGCAGUGCUGGAAGAAUCUGAUUUCUUUAAGGUUUCUGAAGAGGAAGAUAAAACAUGCUCAUCAUUAAGAAGCUGCAAGCUUGAAAGUUCCGAAGAUAAGCACCAAAAUGAGGCUGAGGAUGGUGGAGGCUGUGGAUUGUCAUUAUCGCUCUCGUUGCAACAUCCCUGCACUCAGAGAAGCAAUGUUUCUUCAGUGAGCGAGAUCAGUGAAACUAUUUCUUCUUCAUAUAGUAGGCAUGACUUCAGCUCUUGCCACGGCACUUCUUCCGGAAAACCAAACCUUAGCUUAAAUCUAUCUAUUGCACUAUGUGACACCUAAACAUUAGAAGAAGGAAGCAUAAUUUUUUCUAAAUCCCCAGUUUCCGCUAUUAGAUAAUUCAGAUUGUAGUGUUAAUGUACUACUGACUCCAGAAUAUUUUUACCAUCUUGAUUUCUACCUUAUGUAAGUUGCAACCAAGAAAAACAAGCCUUUUAAUGUGGUCA